AUGUUCUCCAACCUCAUCAACAGCCGCAAAGGCUCAGGAGACCGAACCACCAACCGCCUUUCCAAUUCGAGCCAGCACGUCACAGCAGACCGCAUCCGCCAUCCACAGCACGUCUAUGCACAAGAGGGAUCCGGCUCGCCUUCCUACGAGUCGAGCUCACACGGCUCCAUCUACAUGUCAAGACAAGAUAGCGCAGGAUCGACUUCAGCUCUCGCAUCCGGAGCAGGAUGGAAUAGUCCAGGUGGCAGCCAGUACGCACGCUCGCCAGCUCAGCUACCGGAAGAGAUGCGUGCCCGUGAGAAGCAGAGGCAGGUAGAGCGAGAACGGGAACGCCGAGAGCGACAGACGAGCCAGUCGUCGGUGAAUGCACCUAGCCCAGUGCCCGUUAUCGGAUCCAGCAUCGCUCAGGACUCGCUUGCCAAGUACUCGUCAAGCCAUAUGGAGUCAUCUGUGACUCGUCUGCUGGUCGCGACAAAGAUGCUGCUCGAAUCGCUCACCAAAUGGUCCAUCGGGCAGCGCAGCGAGGAGGAUGUAUCCGACAUCUAUGUUCGACUCGGUAACGACUUCAACUCUGCUAAGCUCGCUUUUGGCUCCUACGGUAUCGACAUGAACGAUCUCAACUCGGUCCCUGAUGACCUGCGAGACUGUUUGGAGCGCUGUCUGUCGGAAGAAGCCUCACCGUCGGUGCUCGAGAUUCACCUUCCACGCAUUCGCGAGAUCAUCAUCAACCUUCUGCAAGGUCUCAAGAUGAAGCAAGCCGAGUACAAACAGUUGUUGGUACAGCAGCGUGCAGCGAAGGAAGCGAAUAGGUCAAGUAAUUUGCCCAAUGCUGCUGUCCCGUCUACACCACCGUCAUCGCAGCAACCUCAGCCCACAUCUAACCGCGUGCUGGGACCGCGAGCCUCUCGACAAGGUUUCAGUGAAAGUGCUGCAGCCGCAACGACACUAGAACAGCAAGGCACCACCGAUGCAGGUUCCUCAGCAGCAUCUUUGCAACGACCAGAGUCUCUUCAACGUGCCAGCUCGGCAGGUGCAGCUUUGCAUUCGGAUCGCGCUUCUCUACCAACGCACGUCGAAGACGAGACUGCUGACACCUCCGCCACACCGCCGGCAAAUGCUCCAGUCGGCCGAAGCAGCAUCGUUCGUCCACCCAGUCGAGUGUCACGCACUCCCAGUGACAAGUCACCCAGUAAAAGAAGCGGCGAGCAACAAUCACCCGCUCUGCCACAGUUUGCUCUGUCAUCGUCGGAUGCUUUCGAAACCGAAUCAGGUCAGGUGACGCCACAAAUGCCAAACGUAGAACGGCACACUCUCAUUGACGAUCCUACUCCAGCUACAUCCAACAACGAUACCGAAUCGGGCGACAAAGAGCGUCUGUCCGACCAGCCUGGUCCACUCAACGGCAUGACCCCCAAGCGACUCAGCACCAAAUCAGCACGACAUACUCCCAAGUCUUCCGUCGACACUGCCGACUUUACCGAGCACGAUCCGAGCCUGAGAGCGUUAAAGAACCGUGACGCGCUAGAACGUCGAGCUAGUAAGCGAUUCAGCGCUUACACUUUCAACAAGAUGGGCAUCGGCCAGAGUUAUAGUCAAGGUCUGGGCAUGAAUAUGUAUCCGCCUGGUAGCGGAGGUGCAGGCAGUCCCUUGGCCGAACGCAAGUCGACCGAGCGACGUGGAAGUGGAGCUCGUCGGGUCAUACGUCCACCUCUUCCCGAGGCAAGUCCAGCGCUCGAAGGCGCCAACAGUCCAUCAGCUCUCGCACGAACCACAACAGAUUACUUUGGCUCUUCAGGAAGUAGCAGCAGCAUCAGUUCUAAUGCACGUCCACUGCCUCGUGCUAAAAGCUCUGCCACAGUCGACACUCGCUUCGAGUCAAUUGAAGAAGUCAAAACACCCACAUCGUCCACUUUCAGUCGUGAGGGUCGCUCACCUUCGCCUGAGCCAAGCAGCAUGGCUUCGGAAAAGCUGGCGACUGACAGCACUGCGAUUGCUGCUGCGCACAGAGGGUCGAACGAUCUGCUCUCGCCAACACCGCCUGGACAACGCGUAACAUCACAAGCUGUCAGCUCAACUGACUCGUUGCCCUUUGUUGACGCGCAGGCACCUCCAUCAGAGCUCGGCGAUGCUCCGGAGACUACGAAGAACGCUGCCUCUGCAACCGAGCCUGGCGUCGCGUUGACCCCUCAACCUGCCGCAACGCCGCGUAGUCGCUCCAGCAAGACAGCGACGUCACUCAAUGUCUUCCUUCAGCUUGGUCGUCAAACCAGAAAAGCAGUCAUUGACCUCGAUCCCUCCAAUUCCGUCACACGCGGUAUCAGCGUUGCCAGACUCCGCAUGCUCUUUAUCGACCGCUUUGCUUACUCGCCUGGUAUGGAUGACUUCCCUACCAUCUAUCUUAAGGAUCCUGCAAGCGGCGUCACCUAUGAGCUUGAAGAUCUCGGUGAUGUUCAGGAAGGGAGCUUGCUCACACUCAACAUUGAGCCGCUUGACCAGGUCAAGCAGCACCUGGACCUGUCACUGGGUACCAUCUCGCGUGAGAUCCGGGAAUUGAAGGCUGCGUUGGCUGAGCGCGAUCGAGAUAUGAGGAGGAUGUCGUUUGCCAACAAUGACAACUUGCUGACGGCGCCAGCAGCGCAUGCUACACCGACAAAGAUCAGCGAUUCACAAUUCCAAGCUGCCGGGCAGCGGGUUGCCCAGCUCAAGAGAGCGAAUACUCGAACUGCUGGUGCGCAGAGUGAAGACCCUGCCGCAACGUUGCCUCAAGACGGAAGCUCAAGUGGCGCUCUUGCCCCUACGGGAUCCUCAGCAAUGGCGGGAUCUCGCAUCGCCCACGAGCUCAAGGUCCAAUUUGAUGAGCUGCAGAAUCUCCGACGCGAAUUCGCUGUCACUCGACAGCUGCAGACAGACUUCGAAGGCGAUGUCAAGUCGAUCCUCUCUACUGUUCGUGAGCAGGCAGGCAAAGUCCGUGCUAUUGCAUCCACCAAAGUUGCCGCUGAGCGCAACUUCAUCGUCGCUGGUAAAGCUCGUCUUGACACCCAGUCGCAGGACCUCCUCACGCUCAUCGAAGACCUCCAAGACACGGUGGACGAUCUUCGUGUCGAUGUGAUCCAGCGUGGUGUCAAGCCAAGACCCGUGCUGGUCAAGCAGAUCGUUGAAGAUGUCGAUAGAGCAACCAAUGGUCUUUUGGAGCUCGAAGGAUACGUGCAAACCGUCAAGCCGAGCUGGAAGAAGACCUGGGAGUCAGAGCUGCAGAACAUUGUGGACGAGCAAGAGUUCCUCAACCACGAAGAGGGCUUGUUGUCAGAUCUUCGGGAUGAUCUGGGCGCGUUGAAGGAGGUGUUCAGCAACAUUCAGCAGGUGGUCAAACUGAGAGGAGGUAGUGGGAAAGGCGGGAAGUAUAUUCCGCCGUUGCCAGAAGAGGGACACGGGGGCUUAUCGACAGUGAUGAUGGAAGUCAAAUCUCAGGCGGUAAAUCAUGAGAAACGGCUUCGUGCGUUGCAAGCAGCGGAGAGACAGAGACAGAAGGAUCUACUCGCAUCAAAGACAAAUGACGAGUUCAGCGAAGAGUUGGCUGGAUUCGUGGACAAGAAGGUGCUGAGGAAAACCGGCGGUGUGUUGGAAGCCGAGAGGGUCAGGCGGAGGAGAGAUCAUGCUACGUGGAAGGCGAUGUUCGGUGGCGGCGGACCGGGCGGUAUUCCGAUGGCUCCAUCCGGGACCGGAGGCGUAGAGGCAAAGCCAAAGAAGUUGACCUUGGGCAGCAAAAAGGGCAGAGACGGGAAGAAGCCGGCCGAUGCUGCAGGGGCGAAUGCUUCUGGAGAUGCAGCGGCUGGAGAGAAUGCCAGCACAAAUACAGCUGGCGACGAUACCACCCUGUAG
Messenger RNA from Ustilago hordei, 3879 nucleotides. RefSeq lists its product as uncharacterized. Gene Ontology annotation, molecular function: cytoskeletal regulatory protein binding. Gene Ontology annotation, biological process: establishment of cell polarity. The record is from RefSeq and is a predicted model, not a curated record. Lineage: Eukaryota; Fungi; Basidiomycota; Ustilaginomycetes; Ustilaginales; Ustilaginaceae. Gene Ontology annotation, cellular component: cell tip; cytoplasm. The coding region runs from base 1 to 3879 and encodes 1292 amino acids. The transcript has a single exon.